AUGGCGAAAUUCCCCGAGAUUCAAGGGGGAGGCUCGCUGAUUGUAGCCUGGCAGGUCAAGAACAAGCGUGUACUGGUGGUAGGAGGUGGAGAGGUCGCCGCAGGGCGAAUUGUUCACGUACUCAAUGCGGAUGCCCAAGUGACUGUCGUCUGUCCCACCACCGGCCUCAACGAGGAAGUCGCGUAUCGCGUCGCCGAAAAGCAAGUCGCCCAUAUCGAUCGCAACUUCGAGCCAUGCGACCUUGACUCGGCAGAUAUGGUACUGUGCGCCAUUGACGACCCAGAGGCCUCAACUCAGGUCUGGAAGCUUUGCAAAGAGCGACGGAUCCCGGCAAAUAUUGCAGAUGUACCGCCCGAGUGCGAUUUCUACUUCGGCAGCAUACACCGCGAUGGGCCGCUACAGGUGAUGGUUAGUACCAAUGGCAAUGGCCCGAAGCUGGCCAGUCUGGUGCGGAAGAAGAUCGCCGAGACCCUCCCGAGUAACAUGGGGGCAGCAAUCGAGAAUGUGGGCAAGUUACGAAAGAAAUUGCGCGAGGUUGCGCCGAAUGCAGAUGAAGGUCCGAAGCGCAUGAAAUGGAUGUCUGGAGUUUGUGAAUCGUGGAGCUUGGACGACCUUGUACAAAUGACCGGGCAUGAUAUGGACGGGCUACUCACCCACUACCAAUCGGGCAACAUCCCUUCCCUUCAGCAAGUACGGCAUUGA
Messenger RNA from Penicillium canariense, 702 nucleotides. RefSeq names its product bifunctional precorrin-2 dehydrogenase/sirohydrochlorin ferrochelatase MET8. Gene Ontology annotation, biological process: siroheme biosynthetic process. Gene Ontology annotation, molecular function: precorrin-2 dehydrogenase activity; protoporphyrin ferrochelatase activity. Bases 1 to 702 code for a protein of 233 amino acids. The transcript has 3 exons. The record is from RefSeq and is a predicted model, not a curated record. Lineage: Eukaryota; Fungi; Ascomycota; Eurotiomycetes; Eurotiales; Aspergillaceae.